Molecule: messenger RNA, 1104 nt
Organism: Aureobasidium melanogenum CBS 110374
Lineage: Eukaryota; Fungi; Ascomycota; Dothideomycetes; Dothideales; Saccotheciaceae
Product: protein serine/threonine phosphatase 2C
Exons: 2
Coding region: 1-1104 (367 amino acids)
Source: RefSeq, a predicted model, not a curated record
AUGUCUCUCCGUCGCUCCCUCCUCCGCCCUCGUCUGCCUCCCGCAGGCCGAUCCUUUGCGCAAGCCUCACCCAUCAGAACCCAAUCCACUCAUGCGCCCUUCACAUACCGACUGGGCGCUUCGUCCAGCGGUAAGGGCAAUCCUGUAGCCCCUCCAAAUGAUAACAACAUGUUCCCACAAUCUCUGCUGGACCGCGACGACCCCUACUUUACAUCCAUGGACAAGUUUUCGGGAGAAGAUGCCUUUUUCAUGGCCAAGAUUGCUCGCAGUGACAGAUACGUCGUCUUUGGUCUGGCCGAUGGUGUAGGAGGUUGGAGAGACUCGGGCAUUGAUCCUGGAAGAUACUCACAUGGCUUGUGCAGGUACAUGGCUCAAAAGACGCAUCGUCCAGAGACUGAGCAUGACUUGAAACCUCGCAACCUGUUGCAGUACGGCUACGAAAGGGUUAUGAGCGAUAGAAGCAUUCAAGCCGGUGGUUGUACUGCCUGCAUUGGUGCCAUUGAGCCGUCUGGUGCUCUGGAAGUCGCAAAUCUCGGAGACUCGGGCUUCCUCAUUCUCGCUCCCGGCAAAGUUUCGUUCAUGUCGCCAGCUCAGACGCACGCCUUCAACACUCCUUAUCAGCUCAGCAAGCUCACUCCCCGCAUGCAAGCCCAGAACCGUAUCUUUGGCAACAGUGCCCAGAUAUCAGAAACUCCCGCCCAAUCAGACGUCACCAAUCACUCGCUACACCACGGCGAACUUGUCAUCUUCGCAACAGACGGUGUACUGGACAACCUCUCAGGCAUGGACAUCCUCAACAUCGUGCAGCCCAUAAUGGAGAAGCACGGAUACUGGGCUGCUGCAUCAAAAGAAGCCAUAGUCAAGGCUGAUAAACUACGAGAUCCCAAAGAAAAGGAGAAUCUCUCAAAACUACCUUCUGAACUAGCCUACUCGAUCAUGCGCAAUGCCAAAAUUGCAGGCCUUGACACACGGAGAGAUGGCCCCUUUGCAAAGGAGGUCCACAAAUACUUCCCCAAUGAGGAGUAUCACGGCGGCAAACCUGAUGAUAUUGCUGUCAUUGUUGCUCUAGCCAUUCAAGAUGGCACUCCCAAGGCAAAGCUUUAG